GCACGCCGCGCCAACCGGUGCCAAGACGAUUAUGAAGGCAGUAUGAGCUGCCCGUUGCAGAACUGGGUGUUGACAGCCGCCUUCUCUCUGCUGCUUUCUCAUUCAGGAGCAGGUUUCGUUAAGGCGGAUUUGGAACCUGGGGAUUUGCAGAGGCGGAUCUCGAACACCAGCUGGCAUGAAAGAUGGGGUGCUUUGGAAAUCACCUACCCUGCCAGGCUAGUAGGACAAAGUUCUGGGGGAGAGAUCCAGAAGCAUCAGUUGGACACAAGGGUGCGAAAAGAACCUGGUGGCAAAGGAGGAGGAGGCGGAAAAGGAGAAAGUCCUGUGAUGCACUUGGCCCAAGUGACUUUCCUCAUCCAUGCCUUUGGAUCCACCUUCACCCUGGACCUUGAACUCAACCACCACCUGCUGUCCUCGCAAUAUGUGGAGCGUCAUUUUGGACAAGACAGAAAUAUGAGCCAUACCACGGGAGCCGGUGAACACUGCUACUAUCAGGGGGCUCUCCGUGGGGAGGCAAACUCUUUCGCAGCCCUGUCCAGCUGCCACGGCCUGCGCGGUGUUUUCUCCGAUGGAAAGGCAACGUACCUUCUGGAGCCUCAUGAUUCUCUUGAGCAACUGGAGGGGCCGCUCCCUCACUGGAUCCACCAGGCACCAAUACCUCGCUCUGCCCAGGGCUGCACCAAACCAGGGUGUGUAUUUGCUGCACUGAACUCCUACAUUCCUUCCAGGCUGCCUAAACUGCGGCGUCGAAGGCAGGUUCAUCGAGGUCACCGAACAGUUCAUAGUGAGACCAAAUUCAUCGAACUCAUAGUGGUGAACGACCACCGGCUGUUCGAGCAACUGCGCCGGUCAGCUGUCCUUACCAGCAACUUUGCAAAGUCUGUGGUGAACCUUGCUGAUGUGAUUUUUAAAGAGCAGCUGAAUACGCGCAUCGUGUUAGUGGCCAUGGAGACGUGGACAUCAGGGGAUAAGAUCCAGGUAGAUGAAGAUUCCCUUGAGACACUGAAUGAGUUCAUGAAGUAUCGCCAGGACGCCCUUCCUGAGCACAGCGAUGCUGUGCAUCUCUUCUCUGGGCACACCUUCAGAAGCAGCCGAAGUGGCACUGCUUAUAUUGGGGGGAUCUGCUCAGUCUCCCGGGGCGGAGGUGUCAAUGAGUAUGGCAAUGUGGGAGCAAUGGCUGUAACAUUAGCCCAGACUCUGGGGCAGAACAUCGGGAUGAUGUGGAACAAGCAUCGUGCAUCUGCGGGGGACUGUCGCUGUCCUGACUCAUGGCUGGGCUGUAUUAUGGAGGACACUGGAUAUUACCUGCCCCGGAAGUUCUCACGCUGCAGCAUUGACGAAUACAAUCAGUUUCUGGAUGAAGGUGGAGGCAGCUGCCUCUUUAACAAGCCCUUGAAGCUUCUCGACCCCCCUGAAUGUGGCAAUGGAUUUGUGGAGGCAGGUGAAGAAUGUGACUGCGGGUCUUUGGCGGAGUGCUCCAGGGGCGGAGGAAACUGCUGCAAGAAAUGCACGCUGACACAUGACGCCAUGUGCAGUGACGGCUUGUGCUGCCGUGGGUGCAAGUAUGAGCCACGGGGCGUCAUCUGCCGAGAAGCUGUGAAGGACUGUGACAUUGCUGAAACCUGCACUGGGGACUCCAGCCAGUGUCCACCUAAUCAGCACAAGCAAGAUGGUUAUUUUUGUGACAAUGAGCAGGGACGGUGUUACGGUGGGCGUUGUAAGACCCGGGAUCGUCAAUGUAAUGCAUUGUGGGGACGUGUGUCAGCAGAACGGUUUUGCUAUGAGAAGCUGAAUGUAGAAGGCACAGAGAGAGGUAACUGUGGGCGUGAGGGAAACCGCUGGGUGCCGUGCAUCAAACAGGACGUGUUGUGUGGAUACCUGCUCUGUGCCAAUGUGACAGGAUCUCCCCGCGUUGGUGAACUUCUUGGUGAAAUCACCACCAUGACUUUCUACCACCAGAAACGCUACAUCGACUGCAGAGGCGGCCACGUGCAACUUGUGGAUGGCACUGACAUAAGCUACGUGGAAGACGGGACGCCCUGUGGGCCCAGCAUGCUGUGUCUUGAUCACAAAUGCCUUCACGUGUCGGCCUUUAACUUCAGCACUUGUCCAGGCAGCUGGGGUGGCCAGAUCUGCUCUGACCACGGGGUCUGCAGUAACGAGGGCCAGUGCAUCUGCCAUCGGGAAUGGACAGGCAAAGAUUGCAGUGUCCCUGACCCCACCCCGGAGCCGAAGACUACAGGGGAGACAGAGAAGUACAAGGGUCCCAGUGGAACCAACAUAAUUAUCGGCUCUAUUGCGGGAGCCAUCCUGGUUGCUGCCAUUGUCCUCGGUGGCACUGGAUGGGGCUUUAAGAACAUUCGCAGAGGAAGGUACGAUCCAGCUCAGCAGGGGGUAUAGCACCCCACCACCUCCAUCUCAUCCUCUUCAUCGACUUCAUCCUGUGCUCAUCGCUUGCACAGAUCCUUUGGGUGGCUGGGCCAGAUCCUGCUCCCAAGGAGGCCCCCUCACCCAGAAGGAUCUCCUUGGGCCAUCGCUUGGUUCCACGCACCCAUCCAUGCCAGUUGCUGCUGCUGCUCCUCAUUUUCCUGAUUAGUAUGUGUGUCUGUGUGUUUGGGGCCAGGAGCAAAUGAUGGGAAGGGCUUUUAUCACACAGUGAUUGAGCCAUCUACCCGCUCAGGUUGGCUGAGUUUUCACCUAUUGCUUCUUUUUGCUCUCAUAAAAGCAUUCCGGUCUCCUGAAAUGUCAUGUGAAAAGGGUGUCUGUCAUUCUAACAUGGCAAAUGUCAGCUUUUACUACAGACUGACUGGCACAUUCACAUAACCCUCCUCAAAGCUGCAUGUAAAUCACUCAUUGUGUUUCCAAGGCCAGUGAACGAUACUUUACCCAACUCUAUUUGAGCUUACUACCCCCAUCCUCUUCCUUUCUUAAUAAAUAUUUCCAAACCUUAGUUGUAGUCAAGUCUCUCAGCAAUGCUGCAAGGCAGAGCAUUUAUUUCUCCUUUAUUGAAAUCAAGACAGUGUGACUUGUUCUAGGCAAACCCAUCAGUAGCUGGGCUUUAAGCCCUCAUCUCCCAGGCCCAGCCUCGCUACCACUGAAUACUCACUGACAAAACAGAGACACUUUUGUGUUCACUUGCCAACCUUGUCCUCUGCCCCUGUCCUGGCAUGCUUA
This is a messenger RNA of Eublepharis macularius, 3174 nucleotides long. RefSeq names its product ADAM metallopeptidase domain 11 (gene ADAM11). The record is from RefSeq and is a predicted model, not a curated record. The coding region runs from base 43 to 2400 and encodes 785 amino acids. NCBI's taxonomy places the organism in Eukaryota, Metazoa, Chordata, Lepidosauria, Squamata, Eublepharidae. Gene Ontology annotation, molecular function: metalloendopeptidase activity. The transcript is spliced from 26 exons. Gene Ontology annotation, biological process: proteolysis.